Drosophila hydei is the source of this 2130-nucleotide messenger RNA. RefSeq lists its product as uncharacterized. The transcript has 4 exons. NCBI's taxonomy places the organism in Eukaryota, Metazoa, Arthropoda, Insecta, Diptera, Drosophilidae. The record is from RefSeq and is a predicted model, not a curated record. Gene Ontology annotation, molecular function: calcium ion binding.
ACAGUCGCUGUCAAAACGAAUUUGAACGCCCCAGCGAACGGUCGUGUUGAACGGAAAGAAAUCGGAGAAGUUCGGAAAAAGAAGAAGACGAAUAAGAAGUUGGAGAGCAGAAAAGUGUAAUACGCAAAAGCAAACAAAAGUGCAACUUUUUUUAAAACAUUUUUGAAAGACUGUGUGUGUCUGUGACUUUGAAACCGGUUGUUAAAUGCGCGCUGCAACUGCAACAAUCAACUUUAAAACAACAGCAACAAUACUCGCAGCAAAGCAACGCCGUCAGCUUGCACAUUUUUUUUCGCUUGCCUGAUACAGGGACAACAAAACCAAUAACAAGAGCAAGAAAGAUAAAAAGAGUUUAGCUGCUCAAUUUUACCGUUAAGUUGGGAUCGAUAUCGAAAUACCAGCAAAAACAACAACAACAACAAUAAACAUGGCCCUCUCCAUUGUAAGCCGCAGUCUAUUGCGUACUUCGAGAGAAAUCCUGGAACGCAAUAUGGCCGCAACGGUGGGCGCACUGCAGCAGCAGCAGCAGCACCAGCCCCUUUCCACCUUUUCAACAAGCGAUUGCAACAACAAUCGGCUGGUGCCAGCUUCAGCACAUGGUGCAUGGAGCCUUGUCUACCGUCCGGCAUCUGCCCUGCAGAAUGUACGCCAAUAUUCAAAGAAAACUGCUGGCGCAGCCACUAUGCGUCGUCAAGACAGUGAUUCGGAUUCGGAUUCGGAUGACGAGUUCGAACGACGUCGCAGAAAUGCCAAUGUGAAGCAUAGCGAACGGGGCGACUCUGCGUUCUGGCGCCGCAAAAUGCGCACCUUGCAUCGCAUCAUGGAUGUUAACCAUGACGGUGUCAUCUCGUAUGAUGACUUCAAGCUGUUGGCGAAACGGUUCAGCGAUUUGGGCCAUUUGUCAGACGAGGUGGCCGAGGAAUUCAACGAGGUGAUCAAGCAAACCUGGGAGGAGCAAUUCGGAGAGAUAACCCCAUAUAAUCUUGUGACUGCUGAGCAGUUCUUAACCGAUUUGCAUCAUCGACUGAACGACAAGAAAAUGGCUAAGCGCAUUGGACGCUUCUUGCCCUAUUUGUUUAAGGCUGUUGACUUCGAUCACACUGGCCACUUGGAUCUCGAACAAUAUAAGCUCUUCUUCCGCUGUCUGGGACUAUCUGAAGAGGAUGCUGCCAUUUCAUUCGCUGUGAUAGACAAGAAUGGCGAUGGCCAGGUGUCGCUCAAGGAGUUUGUACAUUUGGGUCGCCAAUACUUUUUAACCGAAGAUGAUACCAAAAUAUCGAAAAUGUUCUGGGGCCCGCUAAUUGCUGAUCAUUGACGCGUUGCAGUCACUGCUGUAGAUCAACAUUAUGUUCGCGAUGCAAACAACCAACACAAGCCAAUGCUGCCAACAACGACAACAACAACGAUUCCAACACGCGCGCAGAAGGCGUGCGGCAGUUGGCCUUAUCUACAGCAUGUGGCGCUGCAUAAAUCGGGACCAUUCACAAGGCAAACGACAAGCGACAUUAACAACAACAACACGAACAUUAACAACAACAUCACCAGCAUCAACUGCAACAGCAACACCCACGCCAACACCAACACAAACACCAUCAACUUGAUCACAAUUAGAAACAUGAGCAUUUACGAUUAUUUACGCCAACAUUUUAAUGCGGCCGGGAAACGCAAUCGUCGCUACUCGACAGACAGCGACGAGGAUGUGCCUCCGCCCUCGCCCAAGGUGCGCAAACACAAUCAUAGCAAUCACAACAAUCACAACAACAAUAACAAUCAACAAAGAAAUGGCAACCAGGAGAGGGAGCAGCACGGCAAGCACGGCCCUAAUUCUAAUAUGCAUAGUUAUGAUAUAAGAUUUUUUUUCUAUAUUAAUUCGCUUAUACUAUUCACAAUGUCCUGCCGUCAAUACGAGGGCGAGGAUCUAAAGCAUUUUAUUGUUAAGCACAUACGAGAGUUCGAUCGGCUACGCCGCAAGGCGCGCAAGCGACGCAAGCGUAAAAUUAAGCCAACAACUUCGUUGCCAUUGUAAAAGCAAACCGAAGUCGAAAGCGAAUGUUUUAGACUAUACAAUGUAAUACAAAUGAUAUAUAUACAGGUGAUCCUGAUAAAAAUAAAGAAUACACACUAAAAUCC